Messenger RNA from Scomber japonicus (chub mackerel), 2212 nucleotides. RefSeq names its product probable nuclear hormone receptor HR38. The coding region runs from base 119 to 1888 and encodes 589 amino acids. Gene Ontology annotation, cellular component: transcription regulator complex; nucleus. The transcript has 7 exons. NCBI's taxonomy places the organism in Eukaryota, Metazoa, Chordata, Actinopteri, Scombriformes, Scombridae. Gene Ontology annotation, biological process: regulation of transcription by RNA polymerase II; cellular response to corticotropin-releasing hormone stimulus. The record is from RefSeq and is a predicted model, not a curated record. Gene Ontology annotation, molecular function: nuclear receptor activity; nuclear glucocorticoid receptor binding; RNA polymerase II cis-regulatory region sequence-specific DNA binding.
UGAGUGUGUUAGUGUGAUUGUGUGUGCCGGCUGCAGCUGGCAGAUGUGACAUGCAGCUGUUUCAUUCGUAUGGAAUAAACGAAAAGCUUCAAAAUCCGGAUACUAACACGAACCAGCAAUGCCCUGUGUACAAACCCAGUAUGCAUCCCUGCCCCAUGACAGUUACUUCAGCUCUGAGUUCUUGAAUCCUGACCUCAGUGCCAAACUGGUGAUGGACAUCACUGGCCAAAAUGACCAGCUGUCUACAUCUUCAUUGCCCAGCAUCAACACCUUGGUAGGAAAUGGCUACAUGGGGGAGUUUGAUGCUUAUUCCUGCAAGAUUACCACCUCUCCUCCGGCCUCUACGGUUUCAUUCAGCCAUGCUGCGGUAGCUGAGAGCUCUCAGAUGCAAAACCAAGCCUUCAAGCUGGAUGACCUCCAGGUAUAUGGCUGUUACCCAGGCUCCUUCGCGCUCAGCUGCCUUGAUGAAACACUGUCGUCAUGUGGCUCUGACUACUAUGGCAGCCCAGUAUAUUCCGCUGCUUCUCCUCCAACACCAGGCUUUCAGGGCCAGCCUGCACCUAUAUGGGAUUCCCCUUUUAGCCCCUACACUUCAGCCCCUCCGUCAUCUGUGGCUGAUAAGGCUGCCAUGGCCCAGCAGCUCUCCUUUUUCACCUUCAGUACCAUGCCAGAGCAGCACUCUCCCCAGGGGCAGCAUCAGGAUGCUCAGCCAGGCCAGGACGACCCUUUCUUCCUGUCUCCUCAGCAGCAUGUCUCCUCACUUCCCUGUCCCCCCAUGUCCCUGGAGCAAGGGCUUCUGGAGAGCCCCAGGAUAGUGGAUGGGGUUAUGACGUCUCCUAAAACCCACAAUCCAGGAUCCAGUGAGGGCCGCUGUGCGGUUUGUGGCGACAAUGCAUCCUGCCAGCACUACGGAGUCCGCACCUGUGAGGGCUGCAAAGGUUUCUUCAAGCGAACUGUACAGAAAAAUGCAAAGUAUGUGUGCCUCGCCAAUAAGGACUGUCCAGUGGACAAGAGGAGGAGAAACCGAUGCCAGUUCUGUCGUUUCCAGAAAUGUCUUGCAGUGGGAAUGGUCAAAGAAGUUGUUCGAACAGACAGCCUCAAAGGGCGCCGAGGCCGUCUGCCCUCCAAACCCAAGACUGUGGUUGAGGCUUCGUCCACGACCCCCAGUGUCAACAUCAUAACAUCUCUUGUCAAGGCACAUUUAGACUCAAGCCCAACCAUUGAAAAGCUUGACUACUCCAAGUAUCAGGAGACAGUGGACAACCCGUCAGAGAAGGAGGAUGUCGGUGAUAUUCAGCAGUUCUACAACCUGCUGACCGGCUCUUUAGACGUGAUAAAAUCCUGGGCUGAAGCCAUCCCAGGAUUCACAGACUUCUGCACAGAGGACCAGGAGCUGCUCCUUGAAUCUGCUUUCGUCGAGCUCUUCAUCCUCCGACUGGCGUACAGGUCAAAUCCAGAGAAGAGCAAGCUGAUCUUCUGCAAUGGCAUGGUCCUCCACCGAAUGCAGUGUGUUCGCAGUUUUGGUGACUGGAUCGACUCCAUAAUGGAUUUCUCCCAGAGCCUUCACCGGAUGAAAUUAGACAUCUCCUUCUUUUCCUGCCUCGCAGCACUUGUCAUUAUCACUGAUCGCCACGGCCUCAAAGAGCCCAAACGUGUCGAGGACUUCCAAAACCACCUCAUUACUUGUUUAAGGGAACACGUGAGUGGAAACAGAUCAGAAACAAGCCGGACCCAGCCCAGCUAUCUUUCUCGUCUUCUGGGUAAACUCCCUGAACUGAGGACUCUCUGUACACAGGGCCUACAGCGCAUCUUUUACCUGAAACUGGAGGACCUGGUCCCCCCUCCACCGAUUGUAGAGAAAAUCUUCAUGGAUACCCUCCCAUUCUGAAAAGAAAUGAACACAAAUGCAUUAUUGUACAAAUCAUUUACACAAAGGAGGUGGAGAGCACCUAACGUGAGAUUUUAUCAUUGAACUUGUCUGCCUCACCUCCUCCUUCUAUCACAUGACCUGCGUGCUGACAAAUGUCUGACUGUUCAAAAGACCAGCUGACCAUUAUUUUUGUAACAUUAAGUUUUAAAAUGGAUUAUGGUACCUGAAUGGAAUAAGACACCAUAAAGAUAAUUUCAGCUCAUUGAAACUUGUCAUCGAUGGAGCUGAAGUGGUAUUAACAGUUCAGGAUAUAGUUUAUAUAUAUUUUUGUGUGCAUUUGUA